This is a messenger RNA of Peromyscus maniculatus bairdii (prairie deer mouse), 3159 nucleotides long. RefSeq names its product BCL2 like 13 (gene Bcl2l13). Gene Ontology annotation, biological process: apoptotic process; regulation of apoptotic process. Lineage: Eukaryota; Metazoa; Chordata; Mammalia; Rodentia; Cricetidae. The record is from RefSeq and is a predicted model, not a curated record. Gene Ontology annotation, cellular component: mitochondrion; membrane.
UGACGGAAGCGCGCCGGGGUGACCUCACCGUCCAACAUGGCGGCGGCGGUAGAUUAGGGCCGCGGGUCGAAGCAGCCGCCGCCGCUCCCGGACCCUGCGCGAAGCACCUGCUGCCGCCGCCGCCUCCUCCUUCAUCCCUUCCGGGGCCAGGCCGGGGCCAGAUUCCCAACAUCCUUAAAUAGACCUCUUUGGAGCUUCUUCAGCCAGUUCAAUGGCGUCCUCUACUACUGUGCCUCUAGGAUUUCACUAUGAAACAAAGUAUGUCGUUCUCAGCUACUUGGGACUUCUCUCUCAGGAGAAACAAGAAGGUCCCUCACCCCAAGGAGUUCAACUAGAAGCCGUUCCACAGUCUCUGGACCCAGAAGUUUUAUUAAAAGUUAAAUCUGAGAUUGAAGAAGAACUGAAAUCCUUGGAGAAAGAAGUCUCUGAAGCCUUUACCAGCACAGGCUUUGACUGUCACACCUCACCAGUGUUUAGCCCUGCUAACCCCGAAAGCUCAAUAGAAGACUGCUUGGCCCAUCUUGGCGAAAGAGUGUCCCAGGAUCUGAAAGAGCCUUUGCAUAAAGCGUUGCAAGUGAUCCUCAGCCAGCCAGUGACAUAUCAGGCAUAUCGUGAAUGUACAGUGGAGACUGCCGUUCAUGCCAGCGGAUGGAAUAAGAUUUUGGUGCCUCUAGUUUUGCUACAACAAAUGCUUUUGGAAUUGACACGGCGAGGUCAAGAGCCCCUGAGUACCCUGCUACAGUUUGGCGUGACGUAUCUGGAGGACCAUGCAGCAGAAUUCAUCAUUCAGCAAGGUGGCUGGGGCACUGUCUUUAGUCUUGAGUCUGAGGAGGAAGAAUACCCUGGAAUUAUCGCAGAAGACAGUAAUGACAUUUAUAUCCUGCCCAGUGACAACUCCGGACAAGUCAGUCCCCCAGAGUCCCCAACAGUGACAACCUCUUGGCAGUCUGAGAGCCUACCUGUCUCACUGUCUGCUAGCCAGAGUUGGCACACAGAAAGCCUCCCGGUCUCCCUUGGGCCUGAGUCCUGGCAGCAGAUCGCCAUGGAUCCUGAGGAAGUGAAAAGCUUGGACAGCAGCGGGGCGGGGGAGAAGAGUGAGAACAACUCCUCUAACUCCGACAUUGUGCACGUGGAGAAGGAGGAGGUGCCGGAGGAGGCGUUCCCAGGGGCCGCCGCCGCGCCCUUGCUGCCACAGAUCGCCACCAAGGAAGCCACCGAAGUGAGGGUGGAGAAAGGCAGCCCCACUCCAUCGGUGUUUGUGGAGUUUGGCGAGGAGGAGCUGGAGGCGGCAGCCGCGAGACCUGCUGCCUUGGAGGGGGCGGAGCGGGCGGUCCAGCUGAGCGCGGAGGGGGCCGGGAGCGGGAAAGAGAGCCACACUGGGGAGGCCACUGCUGCCGGGGCAGCCAGGGGUGCCGUGGGCGCUGAGGGCAAGGCCGUACUGCUGUUUGGGGGGGCCGCUGCGGUAGCCAUCCUAGCAGUGGCCGUUGGAGUUGCGUUGGCUCUGAGGAAGAAGUAAGGGCUUCUUCAGGGGUGAAGAUGGAAGGACCCUGCGGCUUUAGUUGUAUCCACUGGAACUCAGACCGCCAGCAGCUGGCUGGACCUUACACUGGGGGAUUGGGCUUUCUCUUCAGCAUGGCAGUGGCUUGAGAUACUGUUCCCAUUGGCCUGCUUGUCAUCCCAGGGGCCUUGGCUCAGCUAGAUUUGGAAGGGUAAGAGUGAAGCUCCCAUCUAGAACAGGCCUGUCCACUUGGGCACCCUUGACCUUUCAGUAAUUCUCUGUAGGAGGCUGCCUUGUGCGUUAUGUAACGAUCGGCAACAGCCCUGGCUUCUUUGUACCCAUUAGAUGCCAGUGGCACCCCACUCCCAGUGAAGGCAGCCAAAAAUGUCUCCUACAUUGCCAAAUGUCCCCCGUGGACAAAGUUACCCCCUGUUGAGGGCCAUUGCUUUAAGGGAUAGGGUUCAAUUAAGAUAAUCUGGGGGGCGGGGCGAGAAUCUGGGGGAGGAAGCCGCAGCUGGGGCCAGCCAGCUGUUCAUCCUGUUGCAGUUUCUCAGAACAGGUGAACUUGCUGUGCUCUGCAGCUGUUUUUAUUCUGGUUCCCCAUUCUGUAGCGUGAGGUGCUCUCCCACAUUGCACCACCUCUCAGGUACUUCAGCACAGUGUGUCUCACCCUGUACCCCUUUCACACCCAACAACCCCCCGAAGCCUCCCCAUGGCUCCAUCUUUUAAAGAUGCUGCCUUUAGGAACCUUUUAAAAGAUAAAUACCCAGGCCAGGUUUGGUGGCACCGUCUGUAAUCCCAGCAUUUAGGAAGUAGAGGCAAAGAGAGUAUCACGAGUUCAAAACUAGCCUAGUGUACAUACUGAGUUUGAGACCAGCCAGGACUGCAUGGUGAAACCUUGUCUGUCCCAAGAAGACAAUAUGUUGAAGCCGUGGGGACUUAGGGUCCUCCAGUCUGAUUGCCAGUACAGGCUGCAGUCACUGUUCUUAGAGGCAGGAAGGUGGUCUACACAACCCGUCAAGGUCUGUUUGACCUCUUCCUGGUGUAGCUAGCUACCCCAGGUGCCCAUGACUUAGCAGUGAGACCUCUGAUGACAUGUACUUCAUCUAGAACCCUGGGGUAGUGUGUUUCCCAGUACCUGACCUUGGUCGAUGGGACAUCAUCAGCUUCUCUGUGGGUCCCCUACCAUGUAGGAAGCAGGUCAGCCUUUGACUUACAGAACAAGUUGGAUCAUAACCCUUAUUCAGUGUAAAUCAUUGAAAGAAAUGAUAAAACCUUAUCAUGUAAUAUUAGGUAUCACUUAAUGAAAAGUGGGACAGAAACUUGAAGUUUAGACUGAGACUGCUGCUCAGGAGUUGGUUUGUUGGUCUUCAGAGUCCAAGGAGACUCCUUGGCCUGAACGCUUGUCAACCCGAUGCCAGGGUGACAGACCAGGAGGACCCCAUGCACUCACUCCUUGGCUAGUGGGACUCAGUGAGAUCUCCCAUCACUCGGCUGACCCCACCCUCAGGGAGGGCUGGGCCCGCCCCCAUGUCUUCGGGCCAAGUGCCACCUGCAAGGCAUAUGUGCUUGGUAAGAAGUCUUCUCAGAUUUAACUUAGUCACGGAACAUUACUUCUCAGAUCCUGAAAUUUAUAAUAAAAAUACUUUUAACUACUCUGA